This is a messenger RNA of Rhinolophus ferrumequinum (greater horseshoe bat), 2675 nucleotides long. RefSeq names its product CD1c molecule (gene CD1C). The record is from RefSeq and is a predicted model, not a curated record. Gene Ontology annotation, biological process: positive regulation of T cell mediated cytotoxicity; antigen processing and presentation, exogenous lipid antigen via MHC class Ib; immune response. Gene Ontology annotation, molecular function: exogenous lipid antigen binding; lipopeptide binding; endogenous lipid antigen binding. Gene Ontology annotation, cellular component: external side of plasma membrane. NCBI's taxonomy places the organism in Eukaryota, Metazoa, Chordata, Mammalia, Chiroptera, Rhinolophidae. The transcript is spliced from 6 exons. Bases 154 to 1149 code for a protein of 331 amino acids.
AGGCCCAAGGUUGAGGGAAGCAGCAGAUUUUCUUUGUUGCAGUCAGUGGUUGGUGGGGAGGUUGUCAGUUGGUGGAAACGGAAGUCAGAAUAGAGAUAUUGAGGGGUAAGUUUGCUAAGAAAAGAGUGAAAAAAAGAAACAUCUGCAAGCAAUAUGCUGUUUUUGCAACUUGCAAUGUUAGCUGGUCUGUCAAGCGGUGACAAUGCAGACGCAGUUCAGGAACAUACCUCAUUCCAUCUCAUCCAGAUCUCAUCCUUUGCCAACCAAUCCUGGGCACAAAAUCAGGGCUCAGGUUGGCUGGAUGAAUUGCAAACUCAUGGCUGGGAGAGUAAAAAUGGCACAAUAAUUUUCCUGUACACCUGGUCCAAGGGUAAUUUCAGCAAUGAGGAGUUGAAAGACCUGGAGCUAUUAUUUCGUGUUUAUUUCAUUGGAUUAACUCGGGAGAUUCAAGACUACACCAGUGAAUUGCAGUAUGAAUAUCCAUUUGAAGUACAGGUAACAGUGGGCUGUGAGCUACAUUCUAGAGAUGUUGCAAAAGGUUUCUUCCGGGUAGCUUAUCAAGGAUCAGAUUUCCUGAGUUUCCAAAACAUGUCAUGGGUGCCAUCUCCAGAGGGUGACAGUAGGGCCCAAAAUGUCUGCUAUGUAAUCAAUCAGUAUGAAGACAUCAAGGAAACAGUGCACAGCCUCAUCAGCGACACCUGUCCCCGAUUUAUCUUGGGUCUCCUUUAUGCAGGGAAGAUGGAUCUCCAGAAACAAGUGAAGCCAGAGGCCUGGCUGUCCAGUAGCCCCAUCCUUGGCUCUAGCCAGCUAUUUCUGGUUUGUCAUGUCUCUGGCUUCUACCCAAAGCCUAUCUGGGUGAUGUGGAUGCGAGGUGAACAGGAGCAGCCAGGCACUCAGCAAGGUGAAGUCCUGCCCAAUGUUGAUGGGACAUGGUAUCUUCGGGUGACUCUGGAUGUGGAGGCUGAGGAGGCAGCUGGCCUGUCUUGCCAGGUAAAACACAGCAGUCUAGGAAACCAGGACAUCAUUCUCUACUGGGGACAUCACCUUUCCAUGAAUUGGAUCCUGUUGGCAGUGAUAGCACCCCUAAUGCUUUCGAUAGUCUUUGCAUUAUGGUUUAAGAAGCGCUGCUCAUAUCAAGACAUCCCAUGAGAUUCCUCACAACGUCUUUCUCAUUGUAAUGAGAACUCAAGAGCCAGAAGUCUAGGACAACAGAGUGAUGCCAUUCUUUCUACUCUCCACUUAAAUUUCCCCCCCGUUUCUGCAUUAUGAUCAUUUGUUAAUGCAAGCUAAUUUAAUUUCUGUAUCUUUAUGUGGACUGCCUACCUUGUAAUUUCCAUUUGUUCAGUAGUACUCAACCUUCAAGCCCAUUUCUGAUGUCAUAUCCUCCAGAGGUCUUCCCUGAUCCAUAAGAAGGAAGCAGUCUCCUCCUUGAGUGAACCCAGAUAGCACUUCAACCAUAUUCUGCUACACGUACACAUCACUUCUUACCCUACAUUGUUACUUAGGUCUUUCUUCCCCUUACAAUAUUUAACUCCUUUGGGACAAUGAUCAUGGCAAAGGCGCCUUUCUGCAUGUAAUAUGUGCUUGGUGAAAAUCAAACUAAAACAAACAAACAAAAGGCAUAUCCAAGUUGGAUUAACUGUCAUGUUGAUAGUCUUUUCUCAUUAUAUUCAUUCCUUACAUCAUUGUAGUAUUUGAAACAUUGAUGUUUCCCUUCUUAAUUACUUGGUCAAGAAAUUCCCCACUCUUUUUGUUCCAUCGUGUUCUUCCUAAACUCUUAAAGAAAACUGCAGCUUUGCCCCUUGCCACAUUUAUUUUCUAAAUACAGCAAGCUACCUCUUUUCAACUUGUUCCAAACACAAAAAGAGAAAGAGUGUGUAGGCCAUUGUGAAGGAUAGUGGGGCAGAUGUGUCACUGACGGUCAAGGAAAAGAAGAAAGAGAGCUGGUCCUCAGGACUAAUGUGGGAUCAAAGCACGGGAUGUAAACAGAAGACAAAUCCCCCAAAGGGUGGUGCUAUCUGAGAUACACUUGCCUAGACUUCGGUCCCCUUAAGUUCUAUUUACUAAUUUAAGUAAUAUUUGUUAAGCAUUGAGUAUGAGACAGGCACAUACAACUUGUAAACUUGUGGGGGAGAAAACAACCAAAAUUGUACCACCUACCUGAAGUUGGAAUGUUUACUUCUUUAGUCUGUUCAUGUCCUUUUUACUGGUUACAUUUUUUUGUAUCUUCUUAAUUUUUUUGAAUCAACUUUAUGGAUGUAUAAUUUAUAUACAUCUAUUUUAAGUUUACAGUUCCAUUCAUUUUGACAAAUGUAUACACCCAUAUAAACAUGACUACAGACAAAAUAUAGAAUAUUUCCAUUACCCCAAUACCCCUCAUAUUCAUUUGCAAUUAAACCCACUGCCCUUGGUAUCCGUGCAACUACUGAUAUGCUUUGUGUUGGUUAAGCUUGGAUUUCUCUUUUCUAUAAUUUUAUUAAAAUGGAAUAAACUGUAUGUACUUUUUAUAUCUGGCAUGUUUCCCCACCUAGCAUAUGGUUAUAAGACAUUUGUGUUGCUUAUCCACAUAUUUGUAGUCGAUUCCUUUUUAUUGCUCAAUAGAAGUCCAUAUAUGAAUGUCCUAUAAUAUACAUAUUUUUAAAUCCAUCCACUCUUUGUUCAUUUGGUGUGUCUAG